GAGCAGCUCUGCGGCGUGAAGACAGCAGAGGAAAGUGACUCACAGGGGGGUUCUGCUGGGAGACAAACCUCUUCGUCUUCAUCACUUUUUCUUUUUAUUGAGAAAGGAAAAAAUUAGGUCACUUUUUGAACCAACAGGACUGGAUGAAAGCAGGAGAGAAGUGAAGUGGGUGUUUUAUCUCAUCUGAGCCUCUUUGGAAAUGAGUCCAACAAAGGAGGAUAUUAAGGAAGGAGAAGAGAAGUGAUUCAGGAGGAUGAGUGAUAUUAUCUGGGGGAAAUCGCUGGGCUUUCAUCUGAUUAUUAAUUAAUUUAUUAUUAUUUUACCACAGGAGAAAUAGAGACUUCCUAAUUAAAGUUGGCUGAAAUAUUUCUUGUAAAAACUUGCAUUUAUCUGUAUUAUGGAACAUCGAUAUCAACUGUCUUAUAAUCAGCUGUAAACUUCUUGUUGCAAAUAUUCAUUUUGUGCCACUCCUUUGACAUAAGUGAGAGAUWAACAUGGCCAUCAACACGGACACCGACUUCCUGAAGUCCAACCUGAGCAGUGAGGGUGGUGGAGGAGGAGGAGGAGGUCCCCAGCCCCCGGACUUCCAGGAGACAGAGAAGCUCCUGGCAGUGACCACUGAGCCCCGGGGGGACGGCGUGAGAAUGUCCACCUCCUUCACUGUGACACCGGGCGGCGACAAGGCCCUGGAGGCCGACCAGAACGGCCACGGCGUGGCCCUGAGGUCGGAGUCUGUGGGGCAGCUGGCUGCCUCCGCCCCGCUGUCCCCGUCCAAGGCCAGCCUGAGCCGGUCCUCCACCGGGAACGCCGCCGUCCAGGAGAGCCCGAAGCCCCAGGACUACCUGAUCCUGGUCAUCGUCUCCUGCUUCUGCCCCGUUUGGCCCAUCAGCAUCGUGGCACUGGUGUACUCCAUCAUGUCCAGACACAGUCUUCAGAACGGGGACGUGGACGGGGCCCGGAGGCUGGGUCGACUGGCUCGUCUGCUCAGUGUGGUCUCCAUCAUCUUGGGACUGCUCAUCAUCAUCAUCUACACCUCAGUCCACCUAUCAACUCAUUGACCCGGAGGAGCCGACAGAGGGGAAAACACGUGCAACCUUAAAGCCAAACCACAGAUGCAACAAAGAAAAAAAGACAGUUCAAAUAAAAACAAAGUACAACUGAUGACGCGACUACAUCCUGACCAAACUUCAGAUAGCAAAAAAUAAAGCAGCCAAGUCAUAAAGGAUGGUCUUGCAACAAGUAAACACAUAAUUAUUUACACGUAUUAUCACUGAAAGAUGCAUGCAUUAAAAUCCAGAAACAUUUGCCUGACAAAAKAUCCAGAUGUAAAUUGUUUAAACAGAGGAAAAUGUAGAUUUGCACGAAGGGGCUCUAAAAUAUUCAGUUCUCUUUUUGGAGCUUGGACUUUUUGAAAUGAUGAAAAUGAUUUGUGGAAGUGGAGAGAAUGACUGCUGGACUUUUCUGUCUGCCAUGAGGCUCCCAUAAACAAAAAAAAAGGGGGGGGGGGGGGCGUUUGAAUUACACCUCAUGUAGUCUUCAUAUAUUCCUUACUGAACGUCUUGCAUUUACAGGUAAAAGUAAAUAUAUAUUUGAACUAAGGGUAAACAUAAAUAURAUGUCUGCACAUUUUCUAAGAGGUUUGUAUCCCAAGUGGUGCUGGGUUUGUUCGUCGGUGCAAAAAUCAGAGGUUUGUGAAAAGAUGCGGGGGACACGGUUUUUACUUUUUGUCAUGUAUCAUUUGGAAAUAAUGAGACCAACUGCAUGCCUGAAUGUUAAUAACCAAAUAUCCUGCCUUCGUUUGGACUGUUCUUAUUGGUUUAACGGGUUUGUCUAUAUUUGCCACGGCUCUCUCAAGAUUUUAACCUUGUUUUAUUCUGGCAGAGACUGAAAAAAAAGCCAAUUUUGUACCUGCAAAUGAAAUCAGAUUAGGUUUUUCCUUCAAACAAGUUGAGUUGACUACACUCUUAUGCAGCAUCAUCUCCAUUCUUCCAUCUCUACAUCCAUUUUUUUCAUGGUUUGUACAAUGUAUCAAUAUUUCAUUGUUAUUACAKCUGUGUAUACUGCAAAGACUGAGCAUCAAUAGUACAGUAUAAUUGUUCAUGAGAUUGCUCUGAAGCCCACAGCUGAUGGAGAGCCUCACAACUGCAGAACGAAAGAAGAGUGGAGAAGAAAAUGUAGAUUUAUUGCACCGGAUAUCAUUAUCACAAUAUUUAAUAUUAUCGCAAGUGCAUGUUUUCCUAAUAUUUUGUUUCUUUUUACAUUCGCUACAUUUCUACAUCUUUUCAUCACUACCAUUCCUACAUUGCUAUAAAUAUAUAUCGACUGUUAAAAACUGUUGUUUCUAUGUACGUUUUACUCCUUGUAUUCACAUGUAACCUAUUUAUAUGGAAGAAUGUACACACAAUAUGUCCGCAUGCUAAGUGCCAAACAAGCUGAUGUGCACUUAUUUUUGUAAAUGAACAACUCUUUGAGUUUGAGCGAGAUAAAACAGCAUUUAAAAAGGAUUCCUUCAAAUCAAAGCAUGACAAAUUGUCUGAAUCAAUCACUUUAAGAGCGAAGUCGAUGUUUUCAGUUCUUCCUGCUGAUCCAAGUGACUUGGGCGCUUAAAGCUCAUAUAUCACAAUAAAAGACAGGUUGCAUUAUUUAAUAGCUUUUUUCUGUCUUUUUAAUUAUUUCAACUCAAACAAGAAAACGUUUGCACAAAAUAUGGGGGAAAAAGCAUUUAACUGGAUUCCAUUUGAUUAGAUCUAAUGGUUGGGCUUUUACAGCUAAAACAGCGACAUGAGGCAGCUAAUGUGAUCCUAAAGUCAGAAACUGUACAGUGUCAAAGAUUUUAAUUUUUUUUUUACCAGUGGUUUCUGCAAAAUGUGCUUCAUUGAAAACCAUAUUAGACCAUAACUGCAGAAAGAUUACUGCAUUCAACCACCUGAAAGCAGCACAAAUCCAAAGAUUCCCCAUGUUAAACUGAGUGCAACCUCCUGCUCCGUGGCUCAACCUCAGCCCUGUUCUGUCAGUAAAACACCUCAGACUUUUCAUCUUCAUACUGUGCUGUUUCUUUUCCAGUCUGCUGUAUGUGAUGGUUCCCAUCUCUGUUGUGUACUUUCUGCAUGUCAGGAAUAAAUGUUACCAUGCACGGUC
Molecule: messenger RNA, 3138 nt
Organism: Austrofundulus limnaeus
Lineage: Eukaryota; Metazoa; Chordata; Actinopteri; Cyprinodontiformes; Rivulidae
Gene: trarg1a
Product: trafficking regulator of GLUT4 (SLC2A4) 1a
Exons: 3
Coding region: 495-1058 (187 amino acids)
Cellular component (GO): membrane
Source: RefSeq, a predicted model, not a curated record